AUGAGCCUUUUCCAAAAUCAUACACGCCGAGAAGCCCUUGGCGGGAUGAAGGAGGACGUAGUUUGUGUCCAGAUGUUCGUUACACGUGAUGAGGAUUCUGGCAAAGUCGGGAGGACAUUGAAGGAGGUAUUUGGGGAUGUUGGGCCAGCUGCGACGAUGAUUCUGGGUGUUAGAUUCGUCAGUGAGGAGAUGAGGGCCUGUUGA
Messenger RNA from Laccaria bicolor S238N-H82, 204 nucleotides. RefSeq lists its product as uncharacterized. Lineage: Eukaryota; Fungi; Basidiomycota; Agaricomycetes; Agaricales; Hydnangiaceae. The record is from RefSeq and is a predicted model, not a curated record. The transcript has a single exon. Bases 1 to 204 code for a protein of 67 amino acids.